UCAAACCCCUUGAACUUUUUCCGUUGGACACUUCAAAAUCACAAUCUCCCUCCGACUUAUUUUAUGUGGUAGUUCAACACAAAGUCGAAAGUUUUCAGACUUUUUUUUUUUUUUUUACAAAUAUAAAUCUCAAAAUGUGCAACAUAAAUUUAUAUUCUGCGGCCCCCAGCCUAUACUUAACUUGAAAGAUUAAACCACCUUUUGCUAAAAACUUUUUGGAAUUUGUCUGUAUCAGCUUUGCACAUCUGGAGUCUGCAAUUUCUGCCCCUUGCUUUUUACCAAACCAGCUUAAGCUCACUCUAAUUUAAUGGAGAACACCUUUAAAAGAAAAUUUUCCCAGUUGGACUAUGCAUGAACUUUGACUAGGUCAUUUUAAAACAUGCACAUAUUUUGAUCUAAAGCAUACUUUUUAAGCUCUAGCUGUUCAACUCCCAUCUAUCACAUGUCAGCUAUGGGUGUCAGUUUUCCUCCUUGCAGCAUUUUGCAUGUAGGAUAAAAAGUUACAUUUGUGUCUCAACUGACAAAGGAACCUUCAGAAUUUGCUUUAAAUGGGGCUUUAUCUCUCGAGUGUUUCAGAAAGGCUAGAUUUGUGAAUGGCACAACUAGUGGUUGUCCUGUUGAUGGGUUCUUUUACCUGAGCGGUGGAUCUCUGCAGCAUUUCCAGAGUUACUAUGGGCUUUUUAGCUGCUUUCAUAACUAUUUUCUUUUGCAUCAGUUUAGGUGAACUGCCAUGUCUUUGUAGAUUUUCUGUUCUAAACAGUUAAAUUGAUGUCAAAAAAUUACAUUUCCUAAGUUUGGUAUAUUGUUUUGUAAACUGAACCUGCUUUUUAGCCUGCUUCUCCCCAACUUUGACUGACCUUUCUGCUGUGUUUCUUGGUCUUUGUGAUGAUCAUGUCAACAGAAAUAAUUUAUACCUAAAUUAUUUGUCUACUGGUACCAUCGGGUUUUAUUUAGGUGUAUCAAAGUAAAGGAACAUACACACAUGGCAUACUAUUAAGACCUUUAUUUGUAAUUUUUUUUAUUUUACAUAAUCGCACUUCAUAAAAUGGUCAGUAUACAAUUUUGCAGAGUAAUUAAAUGUUUAAAAAAAAUUAAUAUAGCGGUAGUAAGGUCAUAUUGUCGUCGUUUAAAUAAAUUUAAAAUUCCUAAAGAUAUCUAUUUUUUGUUUGUUUUGGUUCUCAGUACAACAUGCACAUUAUACAAAACAUAAGUGAAAAGUGCAUUAAAAAGUAAACGAUAAAAAUCCAUAUUUCCCUUUCGUUUUGUCAAAAAAAAAAAAUUGCAGAAGCAAGCAAUGCAAAAUCUAAACACUGAAAAAUGAAUGUUUCCGCCUCCCAGUCCCCCCACCUCCAACUUGCGUUCACUCUAUAUAUAAACAGUAUUUGCCUGUCUAUCACUAAUCCGCCUCAUUCCCAGUACCCAGCUGGUGUUUGUUCCUCAGCACUACCACAGUCGCCGUCAGUGACACUCUGCAAAGCAUGGCUAUGUUUGCGGUAUGAGAACAUGAGAUGUAUGAACAGGAGCCCCAGGCGAGAGGCUGGACAUUGGGAAGUGAAGGAAAUUCAAAUGGCUGAACUCAACCGGGAGUUCAACCUGCUGUGAUAAAGAAGCAAAAGAAUCAGGAAAAACAGUGGAGUACAACAAUGGAGGAAAACCCCGAGAAACCUGCAAAAACUGAACCGAGUCUAGCACCCAGUCCAGCACCCAGCCCAGCACCCAGCCCGCUGCUGGAGAGAAUCACUCUUCCUACUGCAAAUCAUGUAGAGCAUCUCAACGUGAACCAGUUCCAGGUGGUGGUGCGGCGUUGCUCGACUCCAAACUUAACAGAGGAGACGACCUAUUUUAUCCCUCGCCACCCUGUAGUGGAUGCUGGCACCAACACAGACCCACCAGUGGUCUGUUGCCCGCUGCUUCGCAAGUUUUGCCCAUGUCCACCACGAGGCCUCCUUGCCUCUCUCAUUACCAAAGUUCUUUUGGCAGCUGUACUCUUUGGGGUGAUUGUGUCCAUCACCGAGAAGGAAUGUCUUCCUGGAGGGAAUCUGUUUGGCAUCACCAUAGUCUUUCUCUGUGCGAUAGUUGGUGGCAAAGCAGUCGCCCUCAUCCAGCUGCCUAUACUUCCACCAUUUCCGCCACUCCUUGGUAUGCUGCUGAUGGGCUUCCUGCUGAGAAACAUCCCAGUUGUAACAGAUUUGGUGUACAUUAACUUCAGAUGGUCUGCUUCCCUGAGAAACAUUUCUCUGGCUGUCAUCCUGACCAGAGCUGGCCUGGGGUUGGAUCCCAAGGCUCUGAGGAAGCUCAAAACCGUGUGUAUCCGUGUAGCAGCUGGGCCCUGCCUGAUCGAAGCCAGCACCGCUGCUCUCGUCUCUCACUUCCUCAUGGGCUUGCCCUGGGAGUGGGGCUUUAUUCUUGGCUUUGUUCUGAGCGGCGUGUCCCCGGCCGUGGUGGUGCCCUCGAUGCUUCGGCUGCAGAAGGACGGAUACGGCGUGGAAAAGGGCAUCCCCACCCUGCUGUUGGCGGCUGGAAGCUUUGAUGACAUUCUUGCCAUCACAGGUUUCACCACAUGCUUGGGCAUAACCUUCGCAGAAGGAUCCACUCUGUAUAAUCUCCUGCGAGGCGUCCUGGAGGUUGGAGGAGGGAUGGUUGCUGGGACCCUCCUCGGUUUCCUCAUUCAGUACUUUCCAAGUGCCGACCAGAAACACCUGGUGAUGAAGCGUUCCUUCUUGGUGCUGGGUCUGUCUGUCUUUGCUGUGUUCGGCAGCAACGUGGCAGGGUUUCCUGGCUCGGGGGGCCUCUGCACCCUGGUGUUAUCUUUCCUGGCUGGACUUGGCUGGGGAGAAGAAAAGGCCCGUGUGGAGGAAGUGAUUAGAUGGGUGUGGAACGUGUUUCAGCCUCUGCUGUUCGGACUGAUAGGAGCUGAGAUUCGAGUCAAUGAGCUGGAGGGACUUGCAGUUGGUCUGGGUAUAUCCUCCAUGCUCAUUUCUGUGGUAGUUAGAGUACUCUUCACUUUUGUGUGUGUGUUACAUGCCGGCUUCAACUUAAAAGAAAAAGUGUUCAUAGCUCUUGCAUGGAUGCCCAAAGCAACAGUGCAGGCAGCAAUAGGCUCCACGGCUUUAGACAUGGCCAGAGCAAAGGGCAACAAGGAGCAGAUAAAGUACGGCAUGGACGUGCUGACCGUGGCCGUGCUCGCCAUCCUUCUUACAGCCCCGGUAGGGGCUUUGAUUAUCAGGAUCUUGGGGCCUCGCCUGCUGGAGAGACCUAAGACCCCCACUUGUGUUGAGCGAGUCAAACCCAAUUUAUCAGCAUUUUUCUUAGGCACCGCGGCAGGAAGUGAAGAUGACACCGAAACUCCUGUCACCUUCGAGAGUACACUCUGACAUCUUGAUCUAAGAAAGAGAUCUCCAACGUCAGUUGUUUCAGCUGCUCUUUAGCCACUGAGUGGCUCUCUUGUUGCUCAACUCUUUAUGUUGGAAUCAGCCUGUAUUUAUAGCAGCAGGUGGUUUCCAGGCACUGAGCUCCAAACACAUUUCCAUUGCCCUGCUGUGUGCAUUCAUGCUCUAUGAACUUUACACCAGAGCUGCUUUAAUGUCGAGCUUGAACUGAACAUUUAUUAAGAUAUUCUGUAAUUAGCACGAGGCAAUUAAGCAGUUUACAUUUUUUGUAAAUUAGUCAUGUUUUUUGCCAUAUUCAAUGUAUCCAGUGGUUCCAUUUCCUACUUCCAGUAAACGGUACUUAAACUGAAAUGGUAGUGCUUAACAUAAGGAUGUGUGUUUUACAAAGCGGUGAGAUGGUAUGUGAUGGAAUGUAUUUUUAGAGGAAGCCAUCCAGAAUCCACAUUUUUAAAUCUUUUUAUUUUAAUGCUGUAUGUUUGUGCUGUUUUUUUUCAUGUUUGUCAUUAGUAUGUGUGCAGAUAAUUUUUGAUUUAUUUUACGACUCAGGAGAUAUUGAUGUCACACUUCAUUUGGAGUUAUGCAGAAUGCUGCUUAAACUCUGACAGAAUCAACCUCAUGCACUGUGGUCUAAAAUCCCACAUCGGCUUUUGAAGUUUAUCUGAACUUUAAUGUGAUUGUAUAUUUUUAGAGAUUAUGAAAAAAUUUUAUGUGACUGUUGUUUUUUUUUACUACAGAAAUAUGCAGUGUGCUGUUUUUAAUUUUACAUUUUUAUUGAGUAAAUGAAAAGAUUACAAAUUAAGACACUAUUUAUGAUGAAUUUACAGUUUGAUUUUUACCAAACAAUAAUCACAUUUUCACAAAAUGGUCUUUACUUAUACAUAUAACCAAACAUAGCUAAAUCUUUUAUUAAUUUGACACCCUGUGCAGCUGCAGAUUUUUGCAUCAAUUAUCUCUGAAGCCAAAUUAAAAUCCAUCCAAACUGAGAAGUUAAACUGCUUUAUGACUUAAUCCCAGCCAUUGUGUCCCAAAAAGACAUGCACACAGGUGUCUCUUCUUUCAAAAUUAAAAUCUAUUCACAUUAGAAAAACUCCUGGAGCAUUGUUUUUGUUUUUACAUUGUAAGAAAAACACUCUUAAAACCUUCCCAAUUAUUGCUGAGGAUUUUCAGCUGUGUUGAAAUGUCCAACAGCUUCUCGUCAAAGCCCCACCCUAAGGGCUCAGGGAAAUACAUAAAGUAAUUCUUCACUGCCAGCUGUUUUUGGAGAAGCAGAACGGGUUGGGAAUAAAACCAAAAUAAAUUAUCCUGACUUCUAAAUUGGAAAUGCAACCAAUACAUUGCUCCCCAAUGCAAUGGAGCAAGAGCCAGGAUGUUGAUGCAAACUAGUUGUACCAAAAAGCUGAGUCUGUGUUGCCAAUUAUACAAAGUUCUGUAACUUGACAAAUUAACAAGAUGAUUCCUUUCUAUUUAUUCCAUUACCACAACACAUAAUGCUUUAAUUUUCAUAAAAUGUGGAAAAUAUCAUGUAAAUCUGAACUUUUGACAGGUGGUGAACAUCAAACCCAUGAGGCACAUACCCUUUGUGCUUUAUGAAACUCUCAGAGCAGCCUCAGCCGAUUCUGUUUUCUGUUGCAGCACAGAAGCUUAAUGCAAUUUUAGAAUGAAAUUAAAUUAAAGACAACAAGGACAUGAUAAACUGAGUUAAAAGGGACAUUCACUUACAUUUUCAGCUUAAGUUACAUGAAGAUUUUCAAAGUAUUGAAAAAGGUGAGGUUCUGCCAACUUAAGCAACUGAAUUACUCAUGAUCACUUCUAUUAACAUUUAGAAUGAACUUAGUCUAGCGAACAUUAACAUACAUGAAGUUAUUUAUAAAUAGAGAACAAAGAACUUACUGUAAAAGCCAACGUUAAGUGUGAAAAUAUUUUUUGCUUCAUACUACAGGAAGUAUUCUGCCAAGAAGUCAAAUACAGUGAAUACAGCAAGUCAAACUUGUUGCAGUUCUGCAACCUUAACAGUACAGUGGUUUGAAAUGUUUCAACACAACAGCAAUAAAUGUCUGUGAACAAAACAUAAAGAAUCUACAGUAAGUAUCCCAUGCAUUAUGAAUACAUACAUUCAUCAUUACAUACAUACAUGUUGAUCUAUCAGCAAAUAUCUUACACCUCCAAAGUGUUGUGAUAAAACAAUUUGGCACUCAAGCAGGCAAAUGGUCUUAGAAACAACUAAAUGAAGGCAAACAUGGCAAAAUGUUACAUGCAAGUUGGACUAAUAAAUUGGGUAUUUCAUUUAAACAACCAUUAAAUUAUACUGAGUGGAGCAAAAACAAGCCCUCAGGCUCCAGGUCACAUUAUAAGAAGGUAUCAUAAAGUUAAGUUAACGCUUUGGGUUGUUCCAUUAAAGUGGUCCCAGUGAAAUUGAAUUUAAUCCCGACAUAUAGAGACAAACACUUUUAAAGUCAUAUGUAAUUAUGUAUGUAAA
This is a messenger RNA of Poecilia reticulata (guppy), 5865 nucleotides long. Its product is annotated as sodium/hydrogen exchanger 9B2. Gene Ontology annotation, cellular component: membrane. The record is from RefSeq and is a predicted model, not a curated record. Gene Ontology annotation, biological process: proton transmembrane transport. Lineage: Eukaryota; Metazoa; Chordata; Actinopteri; Cyprinodontiformes; Poeciliidae. Gene Ontology annotation, molecular function: antiporter activity.